ACCGCCACCAUCUAGGCUAGUCUACAGCUAGUACACACCCCACAACAAUAUAAUCGUCGUCGUGGCGGAUUGGAGUUGACAGUUGCCAUACCACCAGUACUAGCUCGCUCGCUCGCUUGCUCUCAGAACUGAUCGCUGUGAGGAGUAUGCCGUCGCUGUGGCCAACGAGGAAGAAGCGGGCGCGAGGCUCGGCGGUCCGGUCGUGGUCGCGCCGCCGCGGGAGCAAGAAAUCAUCGUCGUCGUCGUCGCUGGGGGCGCUGUGGCGGCGGAUGGUCGGGCCACGCAGGGGGACCCGGACCCGGACUCGGACCCGGGCCCGGGGGAAGAAGCCGGGGCUGCUCUCGCGCGCCGCGCGGGUGCUCUCCUGCGGCCGCCGCUCCUACUGAUCGAUGCCAUCCGGCGCGGACCGGCCGGCGGGCAUCGAAUCGUCCGAAUCGAGAUCUGCCGUGACGUGCGCGCGUGACUUGUCUCUAUUCCCUUCGUGCGCGGGUUGUUGCCAUGCCCGCGAGCGCUGCUGUUUCCCGUGUCGUGUUCGUACCUGCGUGGGAGCUAUAGAUGCACUCGUGUUGUGUGUAUAAAUCAUUCUGUAUAUAAACUUCACUUGUAAUGUUGAUGUUGUUGUCA
Zea mays is the source of this 624-nucleotide messenger RNA. RefSeq lists its product as uncharacterized. The record is from RefSeq and is marked validated. The transcript has a single exon. Bases 147 to 386 code for a protein of 79 amino acids. NCBI's taxonomy places the organism in Eukaryota, Viridiplantae, Streptophyta, Magnoliopsida, Poales, Poaceae.